UUGUAUUAAUGUGCCUUUAGGCCGGACUAUAUACAGUCCUGUUCCACUGAAGCGGUAGCCGCGCGUAAAACGCUUGAGUUCGCGGUCGAGUUUGCUCGAUUUAUCGUCCAGAUAAAGACGAUAAUCGUUAACGUUCGAGGAAGCUAAAUGAAAAAGAAAUAACAUUAAAGAAAUUUUACUUUCAUGCGAGCGGUGCAACGUUUACCAAAGAAAUUAUCGUAUUCGGUGGUGUCAUUUAUAUUUUCACGAUUAUCAGUGACAUUAACUUCCGGUUGUCGGUAAGAAAAAAAAUGAUCGUAGAGGCGCGAAAAUCGAAGAUCUCGAUACACGUUGUCAUCUGAUUCUUAAAAUUCCAUCUAUAUGUGAUGAUAAGUUUAUCGAGAAAGAAAUCAUGUUCGAUCCAGUUUCCGAUGAAGAGAAAAAACGAUUCUUUAGACAAAGCUACGGUGCCCAUUUACCAGGAUACACAGGUCACUGUCCAACUCUUAAGUUUCGAGUUGGAAAAAGAUUUGGAGCGAACACGGAAGAAAUAAUGAGGGAGUUGCUAGAAAAGAAGAUCUUGAAAUCAGGGCCUUAUAGGCCGAAUUCCGGUAAGGACGUUGCGCUCGUUACGAUAUCUAAGGAGAAGGACAUUAGAAGAGAUUGGAAAAACGACGCACACUUGUAUAAACCGCCACCAUAUAUUUUAGGAUACACAGGAUACAUACCUGGCUUUAACAACAGGUACGGUCUUCCCUUUAUGAGGGCGGUCGAGGAGGGUGCAAAAGAAUGGCACGAAGUUCAAAGUAAACUAAGGGCACGUAGGGACGUGAUGAAAGCUCAGGCUGAAAGAACAGACUCGAGAAAUCUUUUAUCACGUGUUAGAGCUGAUAAUGUUGCCGUUGAGAUUGACCAUGGUCAAGAAAGAGAACGAGUUAUUUUUGAUUGUACUCUCUCCCCGGAAAAACCACCAAUCGUUGGCUACACAGGACACAUUCCUGGAGCAAAAGGUGAAGUUGCACUUUCCAAAGGAUACACUCAAGCUGCUAAAAAAGGCUUAGAAUUAGUAAGAAAGGAGCGUGAACAAAGACUGAAUAAAACGAAGAAUGUUCAUCCUGUUCAGAGGGUACUCGAUGUUGCUUGUGUCGAUGAGACUGGUCAUACGAGAGCAUAAAAGAAAAAAGAAAAAAGAAAAAAGAAAAAAGAAAAAAGAAAAAAGAAAAAAGAAUUCUAUAUUUUAGGAAAUAUAUGUGUAUGUAUUAUAAUCUUUAUCUUUGAUACAAGAAAUAGGAUUUUGUGAGAAAAACAAAAUAGAAGAAGAAGAAAAAAAAAAGAAACAAUACAAAAGUUCAUAAAUUUUGACAUACAAA
Molecule: messenger RNA, 1349 nt
Organism: Vespa mandarinia (Asian giant hornet)
Lineage: Eukaryota; Metazoa; Arthropoda; Insecta; Hymenoptera; Vespidae
Product: ciliary microtubule inner protein 2B-like
Source: RefSeq, a predicted model, not a curated record